AUGAGGAGCCUCAACCUGGUCUGCAGGGAAAUCAGAGAUAGAGUCCUGGCGCCCGACUCCGCGCUCUGGCGGGCUCGAUUUGGCGACAAGUUCGACAUCCCCGCGGGGCGAACCAACGCAGAGCUCAAGACCGAAUAUCAAAUUCGGGCAAUCGUGCUUCCGCAGACGAUUGAUUUCAACCAGGAGAAGAGUGAGCAUCAAACCUUCUGGCUCGAGGUCCUUCAGCAAAUGCUCAUCGAGUCUCUCAUCCUGCCUGUGAACCCUGAUACCUCCAAGACCUAUGAGCGAAUCCAGGAGAUCCUGACGGAAAGUGAACUCCUGGAACAUCCAAAGAGGGAGAAUCCAUCAGAACUGUUCUGCACAGUCCAACUUUGCCUAACCACCCUGGCCCUCACCAUUGAUCCUCCGGAUAAAAAAGCGCCAGCGAUUAAGAACAAAUGCAGUCGAUCCGAAUAUGACAUAGGGAUAGUCUAUUCCCAUGGAAUGGAACUGCGAGGUCCGUUCAUUGACCACAAGAGACUCGAUCUUGCCACAUUGCUACACAUGCGCAGCUUUUGGCAGCGCCACAUCGUGAAUAACGCCGAGCAGUCCUUCCAUGACUCCUUCGCGCGGUUACCUGAAGACCACCGGCCCCAAGCACGAAACGCGAAUGUCGAUAAUGGAGCAAGCCUAAGUGUUUCCUGGCUCGGGUACUAUUCAUGCCUGCAUCCCAUGCCAACCACAAGAAAGGACUUUGAAGACCAACAGAGUUGCGCUGAUCUUCGAGGAGCUCAUUUGAGCCAAGUUGACAUUAUGACCUUGGACAUUCACACCAAACCAGGCGAACCAUUUUGGCCCGAAGAAUGCAGCAAAUUCAUCCCCCAAUUCGGAGACGACGAAGUAAACCGCAUAUAUCUCGAAGGUGUACAGUCGACCCUCGGUGGCGAUCCUGCAAAUAAUCCGGUAUUUGGAUUUACCGAGGCAAUAGCCAAUCCUUAUGGCGGGUUCCCAGGCUGGACACGCAUUUGUUUCGCGAUCUGCAAACAGCCUGAUGAAAGUGAUGAAGAGGAAGCAAAUGACGAUGCGGGCUCGGACGCCAGCUCUAACUGGGUCCAUGGGUAUGAGGGUGUGAUCCUGCCUGGCGGGCGGGUCAUGCUGGGACGGUGGAUGGACCUGAAGAACAUGGAUGCCAGUGGUAGAGGCCCUUUCCUCUUCUGGGACUUGUAA
Messenger RNA from Penicillium canariense, 1206 nucleotides. RefSeq lists its product as uncharacterized. The record is from RefSeq and is a predicted model, not a curated record. The transcript has 4 exons. The coding region runs from base 1 to 1206 and encodes 401 amino acids. NCBI's taxonomy places the organism in Eukaryota, Fungi, Ascomycota, Eurotiomycetes, Eurotiales, Aspergillaceae.